This is a messenger RNA of Symbiodinium necroappetens, 2790 nucleotides long. NCBI's taxonomy places the organism in Eukaryota, Dinophyceae, Suessiales, Symbiodiniaceae. The record is from the annotation of a GenBank genome assembly.
GUCUCGUCUUCACACUUCCUAUCGUGCCAUGGUCGAUCGUACCGUCUAUGCGAAUGAGGCGGCGACGCCGAAGCUGAACCUGCGCCACAUCUUCGGGCGACAAGGGCUCGACACAGGACUAUGCAGGCUCUCGGCGGAUAAGGGCCUGCUCACAGUGGAGAUGUUUGCGAUGCUGGGACAAGAUCUGUCCUCUGCAAAAGAGACUCUUCGGAAGCUCUGGGAAGCAGACAUGUCUCGGGGCGGAUGCUGCGGCCCAGGAGCUGUCGGUCAUGUCGCUGGCGGCGGUGUGGCAGGAGGACCGCAGGAGGAUCAUGCAGAGUUCCGCGAUCGUUUCGUGCGGGUUCACCCGGACGUGAUCCUGAUCGAUGCCAAGGAACCGCACAAAAAGUUCGUGGAGCGCCUUUCGCGGGAUUUCCUCAUCCAUGGCAUAGUUCCCUUCUACGAGCCGGCCGAGAUCAGGACCCGAGCCGACGUGAUCGUGGUAAAGUCUGGGCUCUCUCGAAAAGCAGAGGAUCUGCUGUCGAUAUCGAGAGCUGAUCAGCCCGAGCCGGUGACUGAUGUCACCACGCUGUUCAACCGGCUCCACGCUUUCUUCAUGUCGCUCGAGAGCUCGAGCAAUUCCGGUCUGCCUUUCUUGAUGGCGGCCGAUCGGGCAAUCAGGAAGAAGAUCUUCCGCCUCCUGUCGGAGCAGAGGGCGACAUACACAGCCUUCUCGCAAGCCUUGAUCGAGGUGCUCAACAACCACAAGUACUUGUGGAAUGACGCGAGAACCAGCGUCACGCUGUCGAAGGUCGAGCACAAUCGCGAUGGAGCUAUCCCUCCGGUCCCACACAACCCCUUCAAGCGAACGCGCGGGGGAAGGAAGAAGAAGCGAUUGCAGAAAUCGGGGAAGGAGGAGACACCGAAGAAGAUCGCCAAGGAGGACCCGACCAAGAAGCCGAAGAGGGACGAUCGUAUCCCCGAGAAGGAGUGGAAGCUGAUCGCCGAUGCGGCGAAGAAAGUUCAAGGCGCUCGCCGGUGCCAUUGCUUCAACUCGUCGCUCGGUUGCAUCUCGGGGGACAAUUGCUGGUUCAAGCACCUGUGCAUGGUCUGCGGGGCGAUCGCCCAAGAGCUCAUGGCCAAGAAAGUCCCGCUCUUACGCGAAGAGAUACUGCAGCUCGCUUCUACCUCCCGAAUCAGGGACAACAUAAAGCAGCCGGCGAGCGGGGCAGUGCUUUCUUUGCUGGCGAUCACCCGGUACAUCCAGCAGAAGGUGCCAGAAAUCGUGUUCACGAUUCACGCCGUCCCGAACGUGGUCAUCAAGCUCAGCGAUUUUCAAGGGGGUGGGCUUUGGAUCGAAGACCCACUCGGGCUCGACUCACAAGAGAUAGAUGGUCGGACGAUCCAGGGUACCAACACAGACUUCGAGCAGGACACGAUCGUGUUCAAUGCCAAGGAAGCUCUGCAUAUGACCCUGCCGUGGGAAGGCACACGGGUGGUUCUGGCCGUCUAUUCGGUGCAGGGGGUCGACAGGAUUCCUGUCGACGAGUUCGAACAGCUCCUACAGCUGGGGUUCAAGCCGGCGCCGGUGCAUACGGGUGAUCACGCCGAUGUCCCUUGGCAAAUCCCGACCUUCGCCUUGACAACCGAGGAUGCCGAUCGCAAGCGACCUCACGGCGCCCCGGUUCGGGUCCGUGAGCAUCGCCAACGAUCUUCUGGACAGAAAGCGAUCGCGGCGGGCUACCAAAUGAAGAAGUCCGUUGUCCUCCCGUUGAUCACCACGGAGAUGCAUCCGGGCGAGGCGAUCGAGUUUGCCUUGAAUGUGACUCAUCCUUUCACCAAGGACGCCGCGAUCGAUGCGGAUCUCCAAGCAGUCCUGCAGCAAAUUGUGGAUGACCCUGCUGGAGUCUGCGAUCGCCGGGCUUCUCUUUUGCAGCACUGGGAUCAACGCGCUCGCGCUCUGAUUCCGGAAUCCGACAAGGUUCUCAAGCAAAUCCCGGACUGCCACCUUCGUCGUUUACUGCGAGGGCUCCGGACGAUCAGCCGGUGGCGAUCGGCGAUCGGCACUUUCUUUCACGUCGCUCUAUGGCGCGAGCUCCUGCAUGAAGCCAAGUGCCCCGACGUGGACCUGGUGGACCAGAUCUUGGCCGGCAUGCCGAUCGUCGGCGAUAUCGCCUCUUCCCAUCGAUGGGUUGCCGAUCGCAAGCCUCAUGCUGAACACCUCUCGGUGGAUUCACUUCGUUCGCGGGCCUGGGAGUUUCGUUGCAAGGUCUUGAGUGCGAUAAAAAGGGCUCCAGUGACCGAGCACUCUCCUAAGGUCUGGGAGUCGACCCUCGAGGAUGUCGAGGAAGGGGCAGCGAUCGGGCCUUUCUUCGAGGAGUCGGAGGUCUCGGAGUUUGUCGGGGACGAUCACAGGAUCCCUACCCAAAGAUUCGAGGUCGUCCAGAAGAACAAGGUCCGGGGGGUGGACAGUGCUACCUCGAACGGGAUCAACAUGGCGACCGUCGUGACGGAGAAGCUUGAGCUCCCGUCUACAGACGCGAACGUCGCCGUGAUCAAGUGGCUGCGUUCGCGGCUGCCUGACAAGCCUCUCCGUGGAUGGGUCCUAGACGAGCGCAGGGCCUAUCGCCAAGUGCCUAUCUCUCCGGCUCAUCGGAAGUGGAGCGUCGUGGCUCUGAAGGAUCCCAGCACCGGCAAGGUGCACUGGUGGAUGGGAGCGAGGUUCGACCAGCAGAAGCUCCAGCUGUGCUCUGACCCGACGAUCCUGGGUGUUACCUACGAUCUCGAGCAGUAUCUUCUGAAGAUCAAGAA